Messenger RNA from Pneumocystis jirovecii RU7, 753 nucleotides. RefSeq names its product U2-type spliceosomal complex subunit CWC24. Bases 1 to 753 code for a protein of 250 amino acids. Gene Ontology annotation, cellular component: U2-type spliceosomal complex. The record is from RefSeq and is a predicted model, not a curated record. The transcript is spliced from 2 exons. Lineage: Eukaryota; Fungi; Ascomycota; Pneumocystomycetes; Pneumocystales; Pneumocystaceae. Gene Ontology annotation, molecular function: metal ion binding. Gene Ontology annotation, biological process: snoRNA splicing.
AUGGAACCUGUUAUUUUUUUUAGAAAAGGACGUGCAAAGAAUGUAAGGCAACGUGAGGAUGAUUCUGAAUCCGAGGAAGAAACUGUUAUAAAAUCCAAGAAGAUUAAUAUUCGCUCAAAGCAAUCAGUAACAGCUCAAACAAAUGGUUUUUCUGCCUCUUCUUUGUCUGAUAUACAAGAUACAUCUUCUAAUAGUGCAGUUGAUUCUGCAAAUAUAGCUUCCAAUCUUACUGCAAAUUCAGAUCGUGUUAUUAGUCGUCCUGGACCUGUUCAAGCAAGACAUGUAGUUCCAACAACGUUUAUUGACUAUGCACCGGACGUGUGCAAAGACUAUAAGCAGACUGGGUUUUGUGGCUUUGGUGAUUCAUGUAAAUUUCUUCAUGAUAGGGAAGACUAUAAAGCAGGGUGGCAACUUGAUCGCGAAUGGGAAGAGGUUCAGCACAAAAAACGUAUAGCAGUGAUUCAGGCAAAAGAAUUAGACAGCCACUCUGAAGAAUCUUCUAGUGAUGAAGAGGAUAUUCCUUUUGCAUGUUUUAUUUGUAGAAAAGAAUACGUUCAGCCUAUUGUUACAAAAUGUGGUCAUUAUUUUUGUGAACCUUGUGCAAUUAAACGUUAUAGAAAAAAUCCUAAUUGUAUUAUUUGCGGUUCUGGCACUUCUGGUAUUUUCAAUGCGGCUAAAAAACUUCAAGCAAAACUUUCCAAGAAAAAGGCAUUAUCCCACCAGCACCCUUCUUCUCCGUCUGCUGAUCUAUAG